UGGAAAGUAGUAAUCUUCAGUUUUCAAGACAUUUGAGAUGUCUCGAGGUGAUCUCCCCUCAUCUCUCUCCUCCUCUUGACACCUGUCCAAAGCUACGUCACAAAUGACUGCAGCGGCUCUUCUCUGCCAGCAGGUGGCGCGCUGGGCCUUGAUGCUGUGUCUGGGUGUUUUGAGGUUAAAUAGCAGCGUGCUCAAUUAUCACUGCUGCCCUUGCUCCAGCCUCUCUGACGUGACACGCCCCGGGCUUGUACCUUUGUAAAACUGUUAUUUUGGUCACCGCACAUGGCAAGUUGAGCUCAUCUGUGAAGCGCAGAGGAGCAGCCACAAGUGGUGAACCAGAUUCUGCUAGAUCAGGGACUACAAGCCCCUCAUCACGCCCACUACAACGCUGACAUAGCUGCUGGAGAGAGCUAGUACAUAUAUAACAAGGCUGUUUUCUUGUGCUUGUUGUUUGUGGCGUUUGUCUUUGCCCCGGGGUGAGCCGCGCUGGGACCUGCUGCUGCUGCUGUAGUCUACUGGGUGUGUGAAGAAGUUUGGUGGGGAAGCUCACACGUUCAGCAGGUGGAGAGGGCGACGCAGAUAAUUGCAUCUUAACAGGACGAUAUCCGACUUUGGUGAACUUGUGUCUGGAUGGCUCGCUGUGUGAAACUGACUGGCUCUGGUCCGUGGGGUUUCCGAAUAAGCGGAGGCAGAGACUUCAAGAAGGCUGUAACUGUAUCAAAGGUCAAUGAGGGCAGUAAGGCUUACCAUGCCAACCUACAAGCUGGCGACAUUAUAUUAGAGAUAAAUGGUGAAAACACCACACAGAUGUUGAAUGUGGAGGUCCAGAACAAGAUCAAGAGCUCAAAGCUGCACCUGGAACUGCUGGUCGAGAGCCCUGGUCUCUCUACUUUGCUCCAAACCAAUGGUAUCAAGUCUCCUGACCAACUCACUGGCCGCUUUCAGGAGUCUUUAAUUGUGAGUCGUGACGAGAACCAGAACUACAGAGAGUCUCCUGGACCCUACUCACCUGACCCUCCUGCAAGUCCCAGUGGCAAAAUACCCAACAAGAAUAAGGGGGUUCAGAUGCGCUCAUGGUCUCCUGAGGACAGAGGCCAAAUAUUGAGCAGACCACUGUCACAGGAGUUCUCUCCAGACUUCAGAAACCUCUCUGGAUCCAGUCGAACUCCCACUCCUCCAGGACGAUACUCCCCUCACAGCCCCACUGACCGAGAUGUGCCCAUGUCUCCACGGCGCAGUUCCGGCUCUGACUUUGCCAUGCAGAGGUUUGACAAAGACUCAGAGGUGUACAAAAUGAUCCAGGAGAACAAGGAGUCUCGCACUAAUCCACGACAAUCCAACACCUUCAAAAUGCUGCAAGAAGUGCUCGAAGCUGAUGAGAAAGAGGCAGCGCUGAGGUUCCCAGGAAAACUUUCUCCCAACCCACCCAAAACCAGCUCUGUGGGUGGAGGCAUUAAACACCACACUUGUGAGAAGUGUGGCACUAGCAUUACGACACAGGCUGUGCGCAUCAUGGAUGAUCGUUUUCGCCACCCAGAGUGCUACAAGUGCUCAGACUGUGGAUUGAACCUGCGGAUGAGAGGGCACUUCUGGGUCGACGAUGUGAUGUACUGUGAGAAGCACGCCAAAGAGCGGUACCAUGGGCCUGGCCUACCUUCUCAUUAUUGAGCUCUUACCCGGCCCAAAGGACACAACAGUGUUCAGCCCUAACAGAACUAAGAACCUAUGGACAGACACAAGGGUGGACUAUCAAUGACAUGCCAAUGGAAUUUCUUUCUUGAUCACUUUUUUGCUGUAUUGUAUUAUGAUUACUUUUCUUGCUAACUAUCAAUAGUAUAUGACCCAGUCUAUAUGGUUUAUAAAACUCUCUCUAUAGAUGCAAAAUGCCCUUGAUUUGCAAAACUUUGAAGAUGCCAAAACCUUGAACAAACUUGUCUGGACUGGUCCCUAACAGUUUGAGGCUCUGAUUAAUUAGAUGGUACUGGGUUAAUUAAAUGGGACCAAACCUUAUCUAUUGCAUGCCAUCAGGGCAGUGUUGUGUGGGGUGGUGGCUGUGUAGAGAUACAUGCUUUUACACGCAGAGGUGUCAGAGCCUCUGCAUGCCUUCUUAACAGCUGCAUGACGCGUGAGUGAUCUGGGUCCAAGUGAGCUAAUGGAUGGUUUAUUCUGUGCCUGAACAGGCUAAAAUAAAAUUAUUAGACUUCAGAUAGGCAAUACAUGUUGUGGUUAGAAAUAUAAAAGAAAUACAGACUUAUGUUUAUGAGGGAUUUAUAAGAUGUUCACUUGACAAAUAAUUUGUUUGGUUAUGAAAAUGUUAUUUUGUAUAGACCAUGCAUAACAGGACAUUCACUGUGAAGUUACAAUACACAGGUCCAGUUUGCAGCAGUAUCCUGAGAUGACCUUGUUCACAUUUAAUGUGGCACUUAAUAAAUGAUCUAAAGUC
Boleophthalmus pectinirostris (great blue-spotted mudskipper) is the source of this 2443-nucleotide messenger RNA. It is a transcript of the gene pdlim2, whose product is annotated as PDZ and LIM domain 2 (mystique). The transcript has 10 exons. NCBI's taxonomy places the organism in Eukaryota, Metazoa, Chordata, Actinopteri, Gobiiformes, Gobiidae. Bases 631 to 1668 code for a protein of 345 amino acids. The record is from RefSeq and is a predicted model, not a curated record. Gene Ontology annotation, cellular component: stress fiber; filamentous actin; adherens junction. Gene Ontology annotation, molecular function: actin binding; muscle alpha-actinin binding. Gene Ontology annotation, biological process: heart development; actin cytoskeleton organization; muscle structure development.